AUGCAAGACAUUUAUCUAGAAUUACUUAAAAAAUUGAAUGAUUAUGAUCAAUCGUUAGAUAUAUUACAAUCUAAUUUUAAAGAUGGAAUGUACCAUUUGAGUAGAGCCAAUUAUCAUAACAAAGAUAGUUUAAGAGGGAAUUAUGGUGAAGAUUAUUGGGAUAAUACAUAUGAAGGGCAUUUCACUGUCAAUAUCGAUUCUAAAACAAAUCAUAUAAGUAUUGCAAAAAAACCUUUACCAAAAGAUAAUAAUGAAAUAAUUGAUCAAAAUGAAGAAGAAAAGUCUGCUCUUGAUGAAAGAGAUCAAAAGAUACGAAACAGAAAUAUAAAAAAGAAAGAUACAAACAAAAAAAGUAAGAAAGAAGGAAAUAAAAUAAAUGAAAAGCAAAGUAAUAAAGAGGAAGUUAAUCAUGAGAAGAAAGAGGAUAAUUAUAAUAAGAAAGAGAUUAUGUCGGGCAUAAAUAAAAAAACGCAAGAAAAAAUACAUAAGGAUACGAUAUAUAUGUUUGGUGGAUUGAAUAUACCCCAAUCAUUAAGAUCAUGUCAAACAUCUUUCAAAAAUUCUAUUCCAACACUAGAACAAUUAGUCAACUCCAGAAUUGAAAUAGCAAAGAUAUGCAAUGAAUUGGAAACUAUAGAAAUAAAGAAUCAUGGUGAUAAAUAA
Molecule: messenger RNA, 663 nt
Organism: Henningerozyma blattae CBS 6284
Lineage: Eukaryota; Fungi; Ascomycota; Saccharomycetes; Saccharomycetales; Saccharomycetaceae
Gene: VMA22
Product: Vma22p
Exons: 1
Coding region: 1-663 (220 amino acids)
Biological process (GO): vacuolar proton-transporting V-type ATPase complex assembly
Cellular component (GO): Vma12-Vma22 assembly complex; extrinsic component of endoplasmic reticulum membrane
Source: RefSeq, a predicted model, not a curated record